AUGCAUAGUAGGAUGGUACGGCGAUACGCGAGGUCACCUGCAAAAUGCACCUUUGUCGCGUUCAAUACCAAUUUUUUGAUCUUGACUGUGUAUAUCGGCUCAGCCAUCCACACGUCAUCAAUUUCCGGCCGGAUGACAGAUUUUGAUAUCUCUCAGAAUGCGGCUGCCCUCACACUAUACGUCCUUGAACUUCCGAAGAUAGAUUGUAACCCGGUGUACAUAGUAAUUAUUCCUACUCGUCAUCUUCCAGACUCCAUUACUGGUCCAGUCAUCGGAGGGUUCGCAGCACAGGCCAACGGAUGGGGGUGGCUUCACUAUGAACUCAUCUGGAUCGCCGAUUUCACACCUAUCAUCCUUCUUCCACUUCUGCCCGAGACUUACGAGCUAACGAUCCGGCUGAAGCGCGCGCAGGAGCUUAGGAAACUCACUUGA
Desarmillaria tabescens is the source of this 432-nucleotide messenger RNA. RefSeq lists its product as uncharacterized. The coding region runs from base 1 to 432 and encodes 143 amino acids. The transcript has 3 exons. NCBI's taxonomy places the organism in Eukaryota, Fungi, Basidiomycota, Agaricomycetes, Agaricales, Physalacriaceae. The record is from RefSeq and is a predicted model, not a curated record.